GACUCUUUGCUACGUCAUCACAGCCCUGGCACAACAACAGCUCGUUUCGAUUUGUUUCCUGUUAGCAUUAGCAUCUGCAACCUAACGACGGAUAAAAACGAACGAGUACAAUGUUUAUCUGACGUUUCGUGUUGAGUUGUAGGUGUAUGUUAUCUGUGUUUCGGCCGAGUUGUACUCUGAAGGUAGAGAUAACUGGAACUGCCGACGUGCUGUUGCAGCUGCGAGAUAGCUUGAGCUAACAUCGGCGAACCAGCAGAGAAAGAUGGGGUCCAUCCUGAGCCGCAGAAUCGCUGGUGUGGAGGACAUCGAUAUCCAGGCCAACUCGGCCUAUCGCUUUCCUCCGAAAUCUGGUAACCGUAAUAUCAUUUGGUUGGGUUCUGUCUUCACAGAAACGUGCGUUGUUUCGAGCAAAACAUUGAUGGGUCGAAGAAACGCCAGCUUGUUAGGUCUUAUUUUCCCUCCUCUGCAUUAGCAUCAGCUAACUUUAUGAGUGUAUGUACAGUACGCUUGGAAACACGACAUUAUGAGCUUGUUUGUAAUCAAAUGCAUAUUACAUGUAUUGUCUAACAGCAUAAACGAUUGUACAGACUUCUUGUUUUAGCUUUAAUUCACUGUGUAGUUAAGACUUUUACAUGACUGUCAUGUCAAUCAACAUAUCUUUAAAAACAACACUUAGACAGUGUUCAGUCCACUCUGAAAAUCUUUGUUGUUAUUAUUAUUUCAUCAUGUGAGAUAAUUGCUUAUGUCUCACUGCUUUUGUAGUAAAUUUACCUUAGUGUUCCCCUUUUAUUUUAACGCAUUAAAUCCAAGAGAGCAGUUAUCAAACAAAUAACUACUUUCAGGUAGUAAAUCAAAACUUUUGGAGACAUAUAAAGUCAAGAAAUCUUACUCGGUUUAUGUCAUUGUCAUCUGCUGGUAUAUACAAAUUAAGUAUUAUUACUUGGAACUAGGGCUGGGUGAUAUGGAAAGAAGUUUAUCAUGAUAAAUUUUUCUAAUAUCAGUUGAUAAUGAUAUAUAUCACGAUACUAAAAAAAAUACUUGUCAAUCUUAAAUGUUCCCUGUUAAGGUCCUUACACACUGACACAAAUAUGCAACGUGAAAUUAUGAAAUAUUCGGAGGCGAAUUUUGACACGCCUGACUAUACACAUUAAGCCCAAUGCGAUUUUGUGACUUUUGGGGGGGUACAGGUUCGAAAAAAUAUAUUGACGUCCAAAAAAAUCUCACGACAAAAACGGUCGAUUUAACAGUGUUUAUUGGUAGCAUGACUUUUGCAAAACAAUAAGUUACUGCUUCUGUGAGGUCUUUCUGUCUCUUUGACAUUUGUCGUAAGGUGUUGUGUUAAAGAAAGCAGACUGAAUGGUCGGCUUUCUCGGCUGCACAGGCGCCAUGGGCUCCUCGCUCCAUUCGGGGUUUGCAAACUUUUGCAUUGCGCAUGGUCUGCUGCAUGGCACUACUUAAGGUGGUGAAAAAGAUUUGAGGUAUUCACCGGCUUUGCGAGAAAAUGUACUCAACAUAAUUUGCAGUGCACAUUACUCUGCUUUAUGUCCAACCUCAAAAAACCAAAAUACCUCCACACCACCGACAUGGCAGAAUGCAGACAAUCAAAAAGCAUAUUGACCAUGUUUUAUAUCAAUAUCGAGGGAAAUUAAUUUUCUAAGUAUAUCAUUAUCAUUUUAUCGCCCAGCCCUACUUGGAGCAAAUGAAAGUUCAUACUGUUUACUAUUGAUAGCAAAACAACAAUAAUAAUUUUAGGCGAGAGAGAUAAAUCUCAGUCACUCUAUGCUCACAUGGAGUCAAUGAAAUAAUCUACGUCUUCUUGUGUGAAUCAAACUGUUACCUUUCAGUUUCAAAUAUUUGAGUGUUCAGAGUCAAGCUGCUACCUUUGUGGUUAUACUUCUGCUUGAUUUAUUGAGCCUGUUCAGUAAGCAGUUUUAUUGUCACUAUCUUAUUGCCUGGCUUGUUGUGCAUUUUUAAAUUCCUCGCUUCCUUGUUUUCUUCAGGUAAUUACUUUGCGAGUCAUUUCUUUAUGGGAGGAGAAAAAUUUGACACACCCCAUCCCGAAGGAUACCUCUUUGGAGAAAACAUGGACCUGAAUUUUCUUGGAAACAGACCAGUACAGGUGAGAAAUGUUGUUUUUGCUGAUUCAUCAUUCUUACAGCUUUAGAACCAGAUCUGUACAGUCAGCCCUUUUUCUUGUUACUGGCAGAGUCUUUACUGUGUCGAUAUCUUAAAGCUAAAUGUCGUUUGCAAUGUGUCACUAGUUUCCAUACGUGACGCCUGCCCCCCAUGAGCCUGUGAAAACCCUGAGGAGUCUCGUCAACAUCAGAAAGGACUCCCUUCGUUUGGUCAGGUAAGACAGAAAGUCAAUACCAUGAUGUGAAUCAGUAAAAGUAAAAUCAAAGUUGCAGUUUUUCCAAUGUUUCUAUCUUGAUUCCAGAUACAAAGAUGACUCUGACACGGUGGCUGAAGAUGGUGGAAAACCAAAGGUUCAGUAUGGUGUGGAGUUCACUUUUGAUGCUGAUGCGCGGGUGGCCAUCACUCUUUACUGCCAGGCGUUUGAGGAGUUCUCCAACGGGAUGGCAGUGUAAGGACUCGUUCCGGGAACUUCUCUGUUGUAGGCAGGAGUCACAAAUAGUUUUAACCAAAACUUAACCAACUGAUACAAAUCAAAUCGUCUUUUUAGGAAUUAAAUUUAGACGUCCAAAUAAAACAAACAUCUGUCUGUAAGAAAAUUGUUCAAAAAUCAAGUGACACACAUAUUCAAGCUAAAGAGGGCAGGUGCUGGAUCAAGUAAAAGUGGCCCCAAAAAAUGUCGCUACCCUGGUUUCCUAUAAGAGUCUUCACUGUCUUUUUAUUCUUUUCUCUGUUGAGAAAAUCAAAACCAAAUAAACAGCUUGAAGUAACUCUCACACUGCAGGAGUUUGGUGGAAACCUUGGGGCAUAUUGAGAAAUUUAGACCUGAUUUCUUAGAGCACAAAGACCAGAAUAGAUAUUCUGGGUCCUUAGCAACCACCAGUCACCAUGGAUACCGCAGAUAUGACUGAGAAGAAGAUGAAGGAAAUAGUUUGAAGUUGUUUUUUAUAAUGAGGCUGAGAAAUGAGACAUUUUUCUGGGAUUUAAAAAAUCUGAUGUAUAUUCUUUAUUCAUUAAAGUGUUUUAAUGGUUCUUGAAUAAAUGUAGAGAUUUCAUGGUGAUUACAGCUACAAACCUACUUGAUUGAUAAGUGCCUACAUUUCAGUUUUGUUCUUGCACUGCUUGAGAAACAGUGCGUACUGUCAGUCAAAGCGUCCUCAAACCUCUUUUAUCUACAACAUACUGUGUAACAUGCUGUGUGCAGGUACAGCCCAAAGAAUCUAUCCAUGGCCUCUGAAACCGUGCAUUACAAGCGAGGGGUGAGCCAGCAGUUCUCCAUGCCAUCCUAUAAAAUAGACUUCAGCGAGUGGAAAGAAGAAGAUGUAAGUAUCUGCAGCAGCAAAAAAAAUGAAUAGACUCCAUUGUUGUCCAUGUUGUUUUUAAAGCUCCUGUUGGCAAUUUUCCGUUUGUUAGCAGCACCAAGAUCAGUAUGUGGUUGAUUGAAUGCCACCAGGUGCUAAACUCUAGCAUGUGCUGAUCUACUGAGUGGUAUGGCAUCAGUAUCGGCUCAUAAAAAAAGCGGAAUAGUGAGGUAAAUAAAGGGACGUAUGUGCUUCCUUUGUCUUUUAUGACGCUUUUUAUAUAUGAUAAUGAACACUCUGAUUGGCUGCCGUGGUUAGAGUUAACGGGCUAAUUACCGACCAAAGCUAAAUCACUUCCAUGAAAUCACAAAGACAACAACCAACUACACUUUCAAUUAGGGCUGGGCGAUAUGAGAAAAAUUUACCAAUAUAUAUUUUUUCAUAACAGUCGAUAUCGAUAAAUAUAUCACAAUAUAAAAAAUGAAAUUUAACAGUGCUUAUUGGUAGCAUGUCUUUUGCAGUACAAUAAGCUACUGCAUCUGUGAGGUCUUUGUGUUUCUUUGACAUUUUGUCAUAAGGCAUUGCGCUGUUAAAGUGCUAUGUUUGUGUGUAGUUGCAGCCUGCUACUACGCAGUUGUUUGCUACUUGGUGCUACUUCAGCACAUGAUUGGUUCAGCGCGAAUUGGACCCGGAGAAACUCACCUUUUCAUUGGCUAUUCAUACAGUCUACCAAAACAUGUCAGAAUGUCGACUAUGGAAAAGGAUAUUGACCAUGAUUUAUAUUGAUACUGAGGGUAAUUUUCGAUAUAUAGCGUUAUUGUUUUAUCGCCUAGCCCUACUUCCAAUACAUAUGAAAGACCAAUGAGGAAGACGUGUACAUCCCUGUAUUCACCCCUCUAUGAUGCACUUUUGUUGCCAUGAGGACAGAAAAAAAAACAUUAGUGGAACGCCAUUGGCAUACCACUCAGAGGACAGGCACAUGCCACUGGCCCACAAGUGACAUACUGUCCACUGUGCCACAUUCUCUGAACUAUUGGCAUAUGACUUGGCAUGCCAUCAGCCACUUUUCAACCCCACUGUCACUCCUGUUUGAAUGCUUUGUAAAUAGAAUAUAGUCUAGACCAGCUUGUCUUUGUUAAGCGUCUUGGGAUAACACUUGCUGUGAAUUGGCACUACAUAAACAAAGAUUGAUCGCUCCGAACACUUCCAUAGACAAGGCGGUACCUCCUACCUCUUUGCUAAUUUUGUCCUGUGUUCAAUAAAGAGGGGUUUUUAUAGAACUACUCGUCCUGCUUCUUCCAGUCAAUGAAUGUGAAUGUGGAAAAUGUAAACAAAGAGUCCUCCAGGAGCCUAAUCUGACACCUAACCUGAGAGACAUAAAUAAAACAGAAUAGAAAUGUUCAGUCUUCAUACGGACUGCUUGUUUGAUUUGGUAGGACAUAAAAAAGCAUACACAUUUGUUUUGAGGUCUGUACAGGAGCCUUAAAUAUAUUCUGUUUGUACAUUUAUCUCUUUUCUCUUAAAGCUGAACUUUGACCUCGACCGAGGAGUGUUUCCCAUGGUGAUCCAGGCUGUGGUUGAUGAGGGAGACGGUAGGUUAAAGGUUUAUAUUUUCUGUUGGAACUGGCUGCACAAAGCUAUAAUACUCAUUCAAACCAUUAAUAUGAAUUUCUUAACUGUGGUUCUGUUUCAGAUUGCCUCGGACAUGCUCAUGUGCUCCUGGCAGCCUUUGAAAGAGUAUGACUGCUUCUUAUUCAGAUAACAUAUUUUCAGUCUGCGUGAAACAAGAGCUGAAACUUGUUUGUGUUUGUCUUUCUCUUCCUCCAGCACGUUGACGGCAGUUUCUCAGUCAAGCCUCUGAAGCAGAAACAAAUCGUAGGUUUAUGAUCCAUCAUUCUGAAAAUCUGUCAGCGAGUGAUUUCAGUUCAAGGCCGAAUGUAUUCUAGAUUUGGUUGGAUAAAUGUUUUCACCUUACGCCUGAAUAAGAACAUCCAGUCUGUUUUUAAUACAGAGCAGGAUGUUUGAAGUAGAGCUUCAGUGACCCAAACUCAGGCGCAGCAUUUAAGAAAUCUGUGCCGAGACCCCUGGGAGUCAGAGUAAAGGAGAUUCAUUUUAGGUGUUGAGUGUAAACUUAGAUUACAAAGAGCUAAAAGGAAUCGUUUAGACUCUCUGGUUUGUCUUGGAAAAACAUGACAAUGAUUUUAUAAAAUUUAAGAUUCAAGACAGCAUUGGUCAUCCAGUUGUAAAAUACAUGAAUCACAGAUUAGUGAAACUGACUGUCUUUCUAGGUGGACCGCGUGAGCUACCUUUUACAGGAGAUCUAUGGGAUUGAGAACAAAAACAACCAAGAAACUAAGGUAUUAGUUCGAGUCUACUAACAGUACAAAUAAAAACAAUAUCUGUGUUUUAUUCUAUUUUUAAAACUUAAAUGUGUUUUUUUGUUUCCAGCCUUCUGAUGAUGAGAACAGCGACAACAGCAACGAGUGUGUUGUGUGUCUGUCCGACCUGCGGGAUACACUCAUCUUGCCGUGCAGACAUCUGUGUUUGUGCAACUCUUGUGCAGACACUCUGCGUUAUCAGGCCAACAACUGUCCCAUCUGCAGGCUACGUGAGACAACUUCCUCUAACUCUAAUCGAGUUCUUCUCACUCAGAUUAGAUCCAUGCUUAUAGAUUAGCUUAUGUUUAUGUUGCUUAAAUUCAAUAUUUAGGUUUUAAGCUUGCAUUUUUUUCUCAACAGCUUUUAGAGCGUUGCUGCAGAUCAGGGCGGUGAGGAAAAAGCCUGGCGCUCUCUCCCCCGUGUCCUUCAGCCCUGUUUUGGCUCAGACUAUGGACCAUGACGAGCACUCAGUGAGUCUCAUGCACAUCUGUGUAUAAUAAUAAGAAAACGUCUGCUGAAAUUGGCUAAGAUGUGCAGGAGCAUCAAAGAGAAUCUGGAAACAAAUAACUCCAUGACAUUUUUUUAUUGGGGUAUGAAGUUCUUCAGUGAAAUAUUGGGUGUGUUUUUGGGUGGGGGUAAUUCUUGGAACAGCCCAAACACAGAUGUUACCUUCAGCUCAUUCUUGGCUUAAUAUUUUUGAACAGAUGCUGAAUUAAGUAGGAAAUUUAGAUGUAAAAGAAAGAGGGAUGAGUUCAGGGUUCAGCUACAGAACUUUGUAAAGCUUUGGCAUUAGCCGCUGAAAUCUAACUAGUCCGACUGCAGAAUGAGGUCAAAUAGGGUCACGUGUGAAAUGUGAGUCUUUUCAGCGCCUCUGAUACGUGUCCCUGCAGAGCACAGACUCAGUCCCUCCCGGCUUUGAACCCAUCUCACUGUUGGAGGCUCUAAACGGCCUGCGGUCAGUGUCUCCUGCCAUCCCGUCUGCACCCCUCUACGAUGAAAUUAACUUCUCAGGAGGUCUGGGAGGCGACAGCAGACAGCUGAGCUCCCCUGAGCACUUAAGUGAUGGGAGUCUGCAAAAAGGCAAAGUCAGCAAGUCACCUGACAGGUAAUCACAUCAAAUAAAAAAAAAAAAAAAGGACUGGAGUGAAAAUAAUCAGGAAGAUGACCUUUUAUGAGAAAUCAAAGUACCUCACAUGAUUCUCAGUGAGAAAUUUCAUUUACAGCAGCAAAAAUAUUUUUUCCAUGAUAUUUUAGUUUAAUUAUUUUAACAUCAUUUGCUGUCAAAGGUAGAAAAUCCGUCCAUGUAAGGUACAAGGAUUCAUUUUUCUAUAUUCACUAAUCAUUUUUCCUUCUUCCCAAUGUCAGCACCCUUAGGUCUCCAUCCUCUCCCAUCCAGGAGGAAGAUGAGGAGAAGUUGUCUGAGAUGUCCGAUGCUCAGCCACACACCCUGCUCUCUAGCAGCCCCGCCCCAACAGAUGUAAGUAGACAUCUACAUCAGCUCACAAUUUAAACUUUGACUUUGCUGCAGAGACGAUCUUUAAAAAAGGGACCUGUCUUCUUUUCCUCUCAGGCCACAGCGACCGAGGACGCAGCUGAGUCCCUGUCUCCAGACGACGGUGAGUUUUUUUUUCUUAUCUGGCACCGAAACAGUUUCGCUCACUCUGCGUGUUCGCUUUAUUGACGUUCGCUGUCCUUUGUGCUCCAGAGGACAGGACACCCUCAAGAGGAGACAUCCUUCAGGACUGCAGCAGUGAGCACAGCAGCUUGACCAAAACAGAGAGUGACCCAGCAGGUGACUUGUCUCUGCCAGGUGAGGAAAUCUCCCGAGAGACCAAAGAGAGAAGUUGAAGAAAACCUUCAGUCAAAUCAAAAUGUUCCUUUCUUCUUUUCUUCCUUGGUUUUUGGUGUUCAUCCUCUCCUGUAAACUUUCUGCGUGUUUCUUCCCUUCAAUCCCAGACUAAUCUAUAAUUGUCCAUGCUUUGCGUUUAACCUGUGUGCUCCUGUGCUUCUCCGUUUCCUAACCUUUUUAUUCUCUUUCCUGCCGUCUCAUUUCCAUUCAAACUGCCUCACUUCUGGCAGCUUUAGGUCCUGAUUCCUGCUCUAUUGGUAUGGAGGAAUAACUGUGGUAUGUAGGCUUUUCUUUCUGCUCUGCCUCCCUGUGUAUGAGCCCUCACCCGGUCAUGGUAUUCAUCCGCUUUGGACUUCUGUGUCUCCAGGGUCAUCCGAGUCUACAGAAAGCCUGAAAAGUCAGAGCACAAACUGCUCCAGCCAGCCUCUCCUGUGUCCUGCGAGCAGCCUUCACCUGGAGGAUGAGCACCUCAACCCCUGACUCUGAUUUAGCAUUUUUCCCCCCAGAUUUAUGCUUUACAAAGAUCAUUGAGCUCCCCUUUUCCCUUUGUGUGUGGUCAGAGCUGACGGAGGCCGUGAAAAAAAGCUCAGCAGGACAUGAGAGGACUCUUUUUGGAAGAAAUUUGACUCCCUAUGACUAAUGUUGUAAAAAAAAAACAUUGUUUCCCCAGCUCUAAAACAUUUCAUUAACUGUCAGAUGGUGGUAAGUUGUGUGCGUGUGUUUAUGUGUGUGUGCGCGUGUGUAUGUAGGCCAGAGUAUUCAUGUCGUAAUCAUGUGGACUCCAGAGAUAUUUCACUACCAGUUAUGGUGGUGCUUUUAAGCACACUUAAUUAACUAUCAGUUCCUUGACACUAAAUUCAAGAGUUUAUAAACUAAGUUUGUUGUUUAGAUAUCGUACUCUUCUUCUGUGACAUACAUGAUUAACUUUUAAACUUGUUUUACAGCGAGCUUAAUUUGGAUUAUGGGUCAAAAUCUGAGUCUGUGUAACUCAUACAUCUGUAUGUCAGUUUGAAGUGAUUUUGCACUCCAACAAAAUCUUUUCUAAUCCAUUCCUUAUCUAAAGAGUUUAUGAUGAAACAAGUUUGAGUUGUAUGCAGUCUAAAACAUCUGUGUAUGUCUUUUUUUUAUUUCAAGUUAUGUGAUAUCUAUGUAUCAAAGACUAGAAUCCUGUGUAGUUACCUCCAAAUCAUAUAUUACUUAUACAAAGUUCUGAUAAUGAAGUAACAGAGCUAGAUUCAAGUACAAUGUACAUUAUUUAAGACUCAAAACUAUAUGUGCUACAGAUUUACAUCCUAACAGCUGAACUCAAAGAUAGCUAAAGCCUGCAACAAGCAUCAACGCUCCAGCUACAUGCUAAAGCUAAUGUCGUACGGCACAGUGUGCUUGUCGUAGAUGUGGCAGAUCUCUGUACAGUCUAUUCGUGGCAAUGCCGGUGUGUCUGCUUAUGUGAUGUAGCUGCAAGAAAAAAGGGGUCAGGUGGUUGUAUUUCUUACCUUGGUCCUGUAUGUGUAGCACCCUGCAUAUAGAUCUUUGUGCCUUGACUUGAUAUGGCUGCCUGCUUGUUGCAUUGGACAUUAGUGUUCGUAUAAAUGCUACAAUACACAACCAUUUCCAGCUGUAGACAGGAUUUUUGAUGCUGAUGUACAGAGCCUUUUUUUCUAUUGCAAACUUCAUUCUACUGGGAAAAAAAAAGUAUCUUAUUGUUAUUACAAUAUUCAGUUAAUUUGCUCAUUUAUUAUGUUAUGACCAUAUAUCAAAUAUGCAUUUAAUCCUAGCAUUUCGGUUGUUUGAUUGGAAGGGACACGUCUAGUGCACUAAUGCAGACUUUGCAUUUCAAGAAUUGGGCUAGCACCUUGCAUGUGAAUUUUUAGAGGUUUGAAAGUCUCACUGCUUUGCAGUAAAGAGUUUAUUUCGUCUGCCCCCCUCCUCAUCCGUGCCAUUUCAACUUGAUACUGUGCCUUCCUGUUCCCAAUCUGACCACGAUUGACCUGGUAUCCAGGAUCACUCCACAGUAGGUGGUUUGUGGCUCUAUGUUAAAUCAGUACCUGUCUAUCCUUGUGUGUAUAGCAGCAUGAGUAUAACAAUAAAGAACAAAUUCAGUACUUCAACUGUCUCUUGUUUUGUAAUCCAUCACGCAUUAUCUAUUUUACUGCUGAUCCUGCAAUACUCUAGUAUCAUGACAUUUGUUGUGUUAUUUUAUGUGGCUUAAAGCUUUUGUUUAGUUUUUAACUGAACUAAAUGCUGAAAUUGAACUUGAUGCCUCUUUUGACCCUCUAAAAUACGGAAGUGGAUUAGGGCUGCAUGAAGACAAAAAAAAAAAGCAGGAAGGAAAUUUAAG
Messenger RNA from Xyrichtys novacula (pearly razorfish), 9999 nucleotides. The record is from the annotation of a GenBank genome assembly. NCBI's taxonomy places the organism in Eukaryota, Metazoa, Chordata, Actinopteri, Labriformes, Labridae.